Ostrinia furnacalis (Asian corn borer) is the source of this 5102-nucleotide messenger RNA. RefSeq names its product par-1 (gene par-1). Bases 34 to 2106 code for a protein of 690 amino acids. The record is from RefSeq and is a predicted model, not a curated record. Gene Ontology annotation, molecular function: tau-protein kinase activity; ATP binding. Gene Ontology annotation, biological process: microtubule cytoskeleton organization; intracellular signal transduction; protein phosphorylation. Lineage: Eukaryota; Metazoa; Arthropoda; Insecta; Lepidoptera; Crambidae. The transcript has 19 exons. Gene Ontology annotation, cellular component: cytoplasm.
CACUCGGACAAGGUGAAGUCGUCUUCGGUGAAGAUGGGCGCGGGCGGCGGAGGCUCGUCGGAGGGCAGCACCCGCGUGUCGUCCCGCUCGCGCGCCUCCGAGGAGCCACACAUCGGAAAGUACAAGUUACUAAAAACGAUCGGCAAAGGCAACUUCGCGAAGGUGAAGCUGGCGAAACACGUGCCCACCGGCAAGGAGGUGGCCAUCAAGAUCAUUGACAAGACGCAGCUCAACCCUGGCUCCCUGCAGAAACUCUUCAGAGAGGUGCGGAUAAUGAAGAUGCUCGACCACCCGAACAUCGUGAAGCUGUUCCAGGUGAUCGAGACGGAGAAGACUCUGUAUCUUGUUAUGGAGUACGCGUCGGGAGGAGAGGUGUUCGACUACCUGGUCCUCCACGGGCGCAUGAAGGAAAAGGAGGCGCGUGCCAAGUUCCGGCAGAUCGUCUCCGCGGUGCAGUACUGCCACCAGAAGCGAAUCAUACACAGGGAUCUCAAAGCGGAAAACCUUCUGCUAGACGGUGAAAUGAACAUCAAGAUAGCCGACUUCGGGUUCUCCAACGAGUUCACGCCGGGCGCCAAGCUCGACACCUUCUGCGGGAGCCCUCCGUACGCGGCGCCGGAGCUGUUCCAAGGCAAGAAAUACGACGGCCCUGAGGUGGACGUGUGGUCACUGGGCGUGAUCCUCUACACGCUGGUCUCGGGCUCGCUGCCGUUCGACGGCUCCACGCUGCGGGAGCUUCGCGAGCGAGUCCUGCGGGGAAAGUACAGAAUACCAUUCUACAUGUCGACCGAUUGCGAGAACUUGUUGAAAAAGUUUCUUGUACUGAACCCGGCUAAACGCGCCUCGCUUGAAAGCAUCAUGCGGGAUAAAUGGAUGAACACGGGCUAUGAGGAGGACGAACUGCGGCCUUACAUAGAGCCGCAGCAGGACUUCAAAGAUCACAAGCGGAUAGGUGAGUCGCUGAAGGCGCUGGUGUGCCUCGGCUACAACCGGCAAGAGAUCGAGUACUCGCUAGCCGAGGCCAAGUACGACGACGUGUUCGCCACGUACCUACUUCUCGGCAGAAAGAGCACGGAUCCGGAGUCGGACGGAAGCCGGUCGGGCUCGUCGCUGUCGCUGCGCACCGCAGCCGCGCCGCCGCACGCGCCGCCGCCCAGCGCAGUGGGCACGACGACCAGUGCGGCCAAUAACACCACGUCCACGUCUACCACGACCACGUCCAAUUUUAAAAGACAGAACACAAUCGACUCAGCCUCUAUCAAAGAGAACACGGCACGGAUCGCCCAAAUGCAGGUGGCCAGCGGAGGGCGGCCAACGAGCGCGGCGCCCAAACUUGAAGGGCGCACGCGCAGCGUCACGGGCGCCGCCCACCGCACCGCCUAUCCGCCCAAGGAGCCCGCCCACAACGCGCCCAGCUUAAACUCGAGCACGACGACGGGCGCGACGGCGGCGGCGACGGCGGCGGCGCGGCGGGACUUCCCCAACAACCAGAUGGUGUUCCCCAGGAACGUGCCCUCCCGGUCCACCUUCCACUCAGGUCAAACCCGGUCGCGGGGCGCGUCGGCGGGCGGCGCGUACGGCGACGGCGGCUCGCCACACCAGGCGCGGCCAUCUUUCUUCUCCAAGCUCUCCUCGAGGUUCAGCAAACGCCUUUCCGUGUUGGGUGAGGCGGGCGGACGCCAGAAGCCCCGCAUAUUUUCCUCCCUGGACAUACAAAGGAGGCCAUUGGAGGGCACCACCCCGAAGCAUGCCGUAGGAGCUAGCCCACAACCCCUCCUUGGGCAGGGCAAUGAGGAGCAGGUGAAACCGCGGGUACUGAGGUUCACCUGGAGCAUGAAGACUACCUCCUCGCGGGAUCCCAACGAGAUUAUGGCUGAGAUUAGGAAGGUGCUAGACGCAAACAACUGCGACUACGAGCAGCGGGAGCGGUUCCUUCUUCUGUGCGUGCACGGAGACCCUAACGCCGACUCGCUGGUGCAGUGGGAGAUCGAGGUGUGCAAGCUGCCGCGCCUGUCGCUCAACGGCGUGCGGUUCAAGAGGAUAUCCGGCACAAGCAUCGGCUUCAAGAACAUUGCGUCUAAGAUCGCGAACGAGCUCAAGCUGUGACUGCCCGGGACCGUCCCGCGCCGCCGCCGCCGCCGCCCGCCGCCGCCGUCCGGCGACGAGCGGGACACGCCGCCGCCGCCGCCGCCGCCGCCGCCGCGGUCCGACUCGCUGCGACUAUCCGCAGAAGACAUGGUCCUCGUCGCCAACGGAGGUAUGCGGACACCGUCCGGCGCACUCGCCCACUUCCUAGCGGCGUAUACGCCGACCGAACUCUCUUUAGCGCGCUCCGACUAUCUACGACCGCCCGUUUCUCCCGCGAGAAACUUCCUACCGAUCCCACAGCCUCGGUCAUCGCUGUCCCUACGGGCGGAGAGCGCGGAUAUAGACGACUCAAGAUCGCGCACGCUCCGACCGGCCAUGCAGCAUCAAUCGUACUCGGUCAGCGUACACACGUUGCGGCGGCAGGCGCGCACCCGGUCCCCCCCCUGCGAUUGCCUUCCCACUGACCCCAUCCCCCCUCCUGAACUCUUCGACUUCUAAGCGGCGGCGUUUGAGGGUGUUUUGACGUCACACUUCUGCUUCACCUGUCAUUAAAGUAUUAUACAGGCUGUCCCAAAGUCUAGCUAGUCUAGCUCUGAUGUAAUAACGUGCUAAUUUUGGGACAACCUGUAUGUCUUUGUCAUAAAGCGAAGGCAUAGACGAUGUAACGUUUCACGUUAUUGUAUUUCUCGAUGACACACGCCUGCAUCAAGGCUAGUUUAUGAAAAAGUCUUGAUCCUUUCCCUUAACCUUUUUAACGCAAUUGCGUUAAUUAUUACUGUAUUAAAAGAGUAAUGUAGCCAGUAAUAAGGCACAGUUUGGAAUGCAGGUGGAGCAGAAAUAUUAAGACGAGUUUCAAUGCGCUAUAAAUAGGAUUGGAAUUGAGACAGCUGUAAGCCCAUCCCGCUCUUGCGUAUAAUGAGCAAGGGAGAGGAACUUACAGCUGUCUCAAUUCUAAAUACUUGCGCUACUUGUAUGUACACAAUGUUUUUGAACGUAUCUAGUGAUUACAUUGUAAAGUUUUGCUGCUAGAGAUGUUUACGAAUAUUGCAUAAAAUACUUGCAAAACUUACCUUAGUAAAAAAAACAUAAGGUUGAUAUUUAAAAGUAAGUUCAAAGUUGAAAAUAAAAAACGAGUAAUUGUUAAGCUUAUGGGAAUCUUUCGAAUUUCAAAUUUGAAAAUCGAAUGAUCGAUUUAAUCGAUUACGAUAAACACGACUUUAUCCGAACUAGAUGUAGUGAUGGGCCGAUCGAAAGAUCGCGUCAUUCGAUUUUUAAAUUGUUUUACUGUUGUCGAACGCGACCUUCGACCAGUCUCUCAGUGGGUCUGUCCACUAUGCAAAUAAAUGGAUAAAUCUGUGACUUAAGAGUUUUAUUUAUAGUGUCGAUAGUGUAGUGUUGGGACAUUCGCAGAAGGUUUCAAUGUGCCAAUCGGAGAUAUCCAGCGUGAGGCGUGCUCACAGCGACCAUGAUCUUGAGACCGAAUGUUUAUUUAAUAGUAAACUUUAAAUGAAUUAGUUAAAGAUUUUUAUCGUGAACCCGCUCUCAAUUUACGCCACUUGUAAUAUAAUUUUACUUAUCAUGAAUUUGUAUUUUUUUCUCUGUAGAUAAGUCGACUGGCGGGCGGUGCGCGCGGGUUGUUCCAAUAUUUUUUAUUGUUUUUAAUUUAUAUCAAUUAUUUUCUUGGCACGUUUUAAAUCGUUUUGAUGGUUUUCUUUUGAAAAGACAUUGUCGCCGCACCGCCGCCAGUCUUGUGCUAUGCUUACUACCGCGUACAGUACGUAUUUUUAAUCAUAUUGUAAUAAUGUACAAAGUGAGUUUGCGCUCAAGAGAUACAAUUUAGUGUUAGUUGUUUAAUUAUAAUUUUUUUCCAAUUAUAAUGACAAAUAUAAAUAUACAAAAAAAAAAACAUAUGUGGCUGUCGUCGAAUAGCGAUAAAUGUUCAUAAUAUAUCGAUAGUGUAUCGCGUCACGCGGUUGUCUCGCGGUCGCCAGCGCAGACUCUUUCUAAUUGUAAGGCUGAAAUUAGAAAGAAAGUGUCAAAGCGUCGUUCUCAUUCUGUAACUUUACACAACAUAGAUGCAUCAUAGUCUAUACUUACACUACUGAAAUUUUAGGUGUGUAUUGUAUUUGUGAUAAAAGUAUUAUGAACUUUGUAGUUAUAGCAAUAAUGUUCAUUAUUCGUCGUGUCAAAAUGUAAGUUUUUCAGUUGAAUGCAUUGUACUCAGCCUUCGGUUUGGUGAUUAACACAGUUUCGUUUUCGUUAUUUGGUGUGAUGCUUUCCUUUUCUAUCGUGUGAGAUGUUCGCAUACUUACUAGGUGAUAAAUAUAUUAAAUAAAUAGUAUGUACGUCUGUAUGUGUAAGCUGUGCGGCGAUCGCGUUUUUUCUAUAAUAUAAUUAAGUGUAGUGUUAUACUUUUACAUGAAAUCACAAAUAAGACAUCUUUUUGAGUGAAAGCCGCGCCGCCAAAGUGUUUUAAUCGCAUGUAAUGUUUUGACAGAAAAUUAGUUGUCGAUGUCGAUAAAGGAACGUGUACAACACUACUGUUGUUUUCUAUGAAAUAUUAUUGUGUAAUAAAUUUUUUAGAUCAUUAGAUUCGUUUUCAUUUAUUAUACCUCGUUUUGAAAAGCAAUGGUAAUAUAAUAAAUUACAUUAUUUGAAUGCAAUAAGGGACUCAACUUGUAUUAUAUUUAAUGUUCAUUUGAAAAUAAUGUAAAAUAUUUUGUCGUCUGGUCGUUUUUGAAAGUGCGGAGUUAUUGAGUAAUAAUCGUUGUGUAUUAGGUUACUGCGUUUAGAUUAGAAGUUCGCUGGAUUGUAUACGCUGCCGCUAUGCUAUAUUUUAUAAAUAGCCUCACUGCUCUAUGGGUCUUUUUAUACAAGGUGGUUUUUAAUCUAGUUUUUUCAACUUCGUGUUGUCUCGUGGUUUUAUAUUUCUCGUAAUUUGAAUUCAUAUUUCGAUUCUGACUUUUUAUGUAGGAAGUUACCACGUUUAUUAAUUUUAAUGUAGUGUUCUAGAA